Molecule: messenger RNA, 1350 nt
Organism: Oreochromis aureus
Lineage: Eukaryota; Metazoa; Chordata; Actinopteri; Cichliformes; Cichlidae
Exons: 8
Coding region: 258-1049 (263 amino acids)
Source: RefSeq, a predicted model, not a curated record
UGGGGGCAUCGUCAUCUGAGAGGAAGCGGCGAAUCAGGGAUGAAGAAACAGUGUUUCACCUGAACGUUUGACACUCGAACGCACCACCUGCGAAACAGACUUCCGACCAAAUGCAAUAAAAUAAACCGACAGAUCUGAUCUGUUAUUAUCUAGUCCCACUCUAGCAAGUUGUCAUCGCGUUCAUUGUCUUCAUAUGGCUUUAAUUAGCGGGACCGAAUCAGGAGAAUAGGAGUGAUAUAACACAGCCGGUCCAAGCCAUGGCAGUGAGGAUAUCGGAGGCGCUCUGUCAGCCCUGCGGUUACCAUGAAGCUUUUAAAGUGGAGUUACAGGUGAAGAGACCUCUGAUGCCUGUCCAGCUGAGUCCUGAGCAGGUGGGCCUGGAGAUGCUGUGUCUCUGUGGGCAGCUGGACCUCCUCAUCAGGUCACAGAUGCAGCAGGUAGAUUUCCAGGAGCAGUUAGGACAAGGUUGUAGCCCGGAGGAGUCGGACACAUUCCAGGCUCAAGGAUCUGAGAUUCUUGACCAGAUGCUGCAGUGCCUUGAACAUCUACCAAAGCCUAUGCCACAGUUAGAGGACUACCUGGACAUGGUGGGACUGUCAGCAAUGUUUCCUCGAGUUGAGGUGUUCCUUAUUCAAGGUAGUCCUGUUGACAUGCUGGAAAGGCCGCCAAUGGAUGAAUACUACUUCCACAUUGCCAAACUGAACCAGCUCCUUGUGCUGAGUCAGCAGCUAGAAGAGGAUAUCAGGCACCUUGGAAGUCAUAAGUACAUUGCCCACCAGCUCUCAGUUAUAUAUCAAGUCCUCAGCUCUUUCAGGGGAAUUCAGGUCUUCUCAGAAAUAAAGAAGGAUAUUGAGGCCAACUUCAAACAGAUGAAACAGUCUCUGGUGGUAGAGGAAGGCUCAAGGCACGAGCCUCAGCUGGCUGUUCAUUAUAUCAACUGGAUAUUAGAAAUAACUCAAAGCUUAACAUCGAUGGUGCUGUCACUGCCAGACGAGCUGACAGACGACGUUCACCAGGCCGUGACCUUCGUGUCUCAGUUCCUGUCCUGACUCACGCUGAGGAACGCCUCUGUAUCUAUGAAUCCUUCUCCAGGGCUCUCCUGCUUCAAAAGCAACUGAUUAUGUUACGACCAUUAAAAGGUGCUACAGAAUACGAUUCUACUGAAUAAUAGUGGGGUUGAAUAGCCCACCUGUUUAAGACCACAUAGGUUUUUUGUACAUCGUCUUUUGGAGUGCGGCCCUUAUUAGUCCCUGUGGUGAAUCAGUUGGUUGGAGCUGAAUGUAAGCUUAUUGAAUCCCAUCUUGCACUAAUGUUACAUUUUUUAAAACCUAAAGCAGAAUAAUAAAACUG